This is a messenger RNA of Arabidopsis thaliana (thale cress), 1859 nucleotides long. RefSeq names its product D-arabinono-1,4-lactone oxidase family protein (gene GulLO4). The record is from RefSeq and is marked reviewed. Gene Ontology annotation, cellular component: membrane. Gene Ontology annotation, molecular function: flavin adenine dinucleotide binding; FAD binding; D-arabinono-1,4-lactone oxidase activity. The transcript has 3 exons. Gene Ontology annotation, biological process: L-ascorbic acid biosynthetic process. Lineage: Eukaryota; Viridiplantae; Streptophyta; Magnoliopsida; Brassicales; Brassicaceae. The coding region runs from base 45 to 1778 and encodes 577 amino acids.
GAAUGCUUCAAACAUUGUCAAUUAUUUUCUUGUAAAGUUACAAAAUGUCCUUUUGGCUAAGUUUGAUCUUUUGCUUUUUCACAUUUGCUUCCUCAUCUCCACCGGAUGAUCCUGUCAACUGUGAAUUCGGAAACACAAUGUGCACGGUGACGAACUCGUACGGCGCCUUUCCUGACCGCUCUAUAUGCAAAGCAGCAAAGGUGGAGUACCCAAGGACGGAGGCUGAGCUGGUCUCUAUAGUGGCUGCAGCCACUAGAGCCGGCCAAAAAAUGCGGGUCGUGACUAGGUACUCUCACAGCUUCCCCAAGCUGGUUUGUACUGAUGGUAAAGACGGGACUCUCAUAAGCACCAAGUUUCUAAACCAUGUGGUGACCACCAACCCGGAGGCCAAGACUUUGACGGUUGAGAGCGGCGUGACUCUAAGGCAACUGAUCGAAGAAGCAGCUAAGUUUGAUCUGGCUUUGCCAUACGCACCGUAUUGGUGGGGACUUACGGUUGGAGGAAUGAUGGGGACAGGUGCUCACGGAAGUUCUUUAUGGGGUAAAGGAAGUGCGGUUCAUGAUUACGUGACCGAGAUAAGAUUGGUGAGUCCCGGUUUGGCUUCUGAUGGGUAUGUAAAGGUUCAGGUUCUUAGCGAGACUAUAGAUCCGGAGGAAUUUCGCGCAGCCAAAGUUUCUCUAGGUGUUCUUGGUGUUAUCUCUCAAGUAACUUUCGAAUUGCAACCAAUGUUCAAAAGAUCGUUAAAUUAUGUUAUGAGAAACGAUUCGGAUUUCGGAGAUCAAGCAGUGAGUUUUGGCGAAAGACACGAGUUUGCGGAUUUCUUAUGGUUACCGAGCCAAGGAAAAGUGGUGUAUCGCAUGGAUGGCCGAGUUCCGCUUAAUACUUCGGGAGAUGGCUUGUUCGAAUUUUUCCCAUUCCGUUCACAACUCUCUUUAGUGUUAGCCAUAGAUAGAUCCUUAGAGGAGAGUGAAGAGUCACUUGAAGAUGCAAACAUGAAGUGUGUGAGGGCAAAGCUAGUAUCGUCGUCUAUGUUUUUAAUGUCAUACGGUGUGACUAAUAACGGCCUAAUAUUCACAGGCUAUCCGGUCAUCGGAAUGCAAAACCAUAUGAUGUCGUCAGGUUCAUGUCUAGACAGUCGUCAAGACGGACUAAUCACGGCUUGUCCAUGGGAUCCACGGAUAAAAGGCCAAUUCUUUCACCAAACAACAUUCAGUGUUUCUCUCACAAAUGUCAAAAGUUUCAUCAACGACAUCAAAGCACUUGUGAAGAUCGAACCGAAAUCUUUAUGCGUACUUGAAGGCAGCAACGGUAUUCUCAUCCGCUAUGUCACAUCCUCUCUAGCAUUUCUCGGAAAAGAAGAAAAAGCUUUAGAUUUUGACCUAACUUACUACAGAAGCAAAAAUGAUCCAUUGGCACCGCGUCUAUACGAGGAUUACAUUGAAGAAAUCGAGCAAAUGGCGAUAUUCAAAUACAAUGCGUUACCACAUUGGGGGAAGAAUAGGAACCUAGCGUUUGAUGGUGCCAUUAGAAAAUACAAGAACGCAAACGCGUUUUUAAAAGUAAAAGAGAAAUUUGAUUCUUUAGGAUUGUUUUCCACUGAAUGGACUGAUCAGAUUCUAGGUUUAAAAGGAAACGUGACGAUUGUGAAACAAGGAUGUGCAUUGGAGGGACUAUGUAUUUGUUCAGAGGAUUCUCAUUGUGCUCCUACCAAAGGUUAUUUAUGUAGACCAGGUAAAGUUUAUAGAGAAGCUAGAGUUUGUACUCGUGUAAGUUCCUAAAUCCUAAUCAAAGUUUUGGUCCUCAGUUCUGUUAUAUAUCAAAAACCUCAUUCCUCUCUCUGCUUUAAGAGAACAGAGCAG